This is a messenger RNA of Colletotrichum lupini, 1239 nucleotides long. RefSeq names its product TGS domain-containing protein. Gene Ontology annotation, cellular component: cytoplasm. NCBI's taxonomy places the organism in Eukaryota, Fungi, Ascomycota, Sordariomycetes, Glomerellales, Glomerellaceae. Gene Ontology annotation, molecular function: GTPase activity; GTP binding. Gene Ontology annotation, biological process: cytoplasmic translation. Bases 1 to 1239 code for a protein of 412 amino acids. The transcript has 6 exons. The record is from RefSeq and is a predicted model, not a curated record.
AUGGUGAACAUUACGGAAAAGAUCAAGGAGAUUGAGGAUGAGAUGAGAAAGACCCAAAGUAAGACGCAUCCUCUCAUGCCUUCGCGUCAUUUCUCAAAAGUCAUUUCAUCUACAUUCUGGCCAACUUGGAGAGACUCGAAGAAUCGACGGGAAAUGAGAAUGGCCUUUCUACAAGUUGAUCAGAACAAGGCGACUGAAUAUCAUCUUGGUCUCCUAAAGGGUAAACUCGCCCGUCUCCGAGCACAACUCCUCGAACCAGGCCCAGGAGCAGGCGGCGGCGGCGGCGCAGGCUUCGACGUCAGCAAAUCCGGCGACGCCCGAAUAGCCCUCGUCGGCUUCCCCUCGGUCGGCAAAUCCACCUUCCUCUCCAAGGUCACGCGGACGAAAUCAGAGGUGGCCUCGUACGCCUUCACGACCCUCACGGCCAUUCCGGGCGUCCUCGAGUACGGCGGCGCCGAGAUCCAGCUGCUCGAUCUGCCGGGUAUCAUCGAGGGCGCCGCCGAGGGCAAGGGUAGAGGACGGCAGGUCAUCUCGGCGGCCAAGACGAGUGACAUGAUUCUCAUGGUGCUGGACGCGACCAAGAAGGCGGAGCAGAGGGCGCUGCUCGAGGCUGAAUUGGAGGCCGUGGGCAUCCGUCUCAACAGAGAGCCACCAAACAUCUACCUCAAAGCCAAAAAAGCAGGCGGCAUGAAAAUCACCUUCCAGUCCCCUCCCAAAAACAUGGACGAGAAAAUGGUCUUCAACAUCCUCCGCGACUACAAGAUCCUAAACUGCGAGGUCCUCGUCCGCGACGAGUACGCCACCGUCGACGACCUCAUCGACGUCAUCAUGAAGGACCACCGAAAAUACAUCAAGUGUCUCUACGUCUACAACAAGAUCGACUCCGUCUCCCUCGACUUCCUCGACAAGCUCGCCCGCGAGCCCCACACCGUCGUCAUGUCGUGCGAGCUCGACCUCGGCAUCCAGGACGUCGUCGACCGCUGCUGGGAGGAGCUCAAGCUGAUCCGCAUCUACACCAAGCGCCAAGGCGCCGAUCCGGAUUUCAGCGAGGCGCUCAUCGUGCGAAGCAAUAGCACCAUCGAGGACGUGUGCGACCGCAUUCACAGGACGCUCAAGGAUACCUUCAAGUACGCGCUCGUCUGGGGUGCGAGUGCCAGGCAUAUCCCGCAGAGAGUAGGACUCGGACAUGCGGUGGCAGAUGAGGAUGUGGUUUGCGUCGUGAGCGCGUGGAAGGCAUGA